Molecule: messenger RNA, 996 nt
Organism: Diaporthe citri
Lineage: Eukaryota; Fungi; Ascomycota; Sordariomycetes; Diaporthales; Diaporthaceae
Exons: 3
Coding region: 1-996 (331 amino acids)
Biological process (GO): DNA damage response; replication fork arrest; DNA replication checkpoint signaling
Cellular component (GO): nucleus; replication fork protection complex
Molecular function (GO): DNA binding
Source: RefSeq, a predicted model, not a curated record
AUGCCGUCAAAAACAGACUCUAGGAAUGCUGAACCAGCAGCAAGCAAUUUCGACGACCUGGACAACUACUUCAUGGACGGAGAUGUGGACGAUGACCCGUUUGCGUCCCCCAAACCAGAAGACAAGUGGAACAAGCGAAAAGAGCCAGGCGAUGGGCUGGGUAUCGACGAGGAAGUUUCAGUCGCGAAGAAGACCAGAGUGCCAAGGAUCAGACUCGACCAGGACAGAUUACUUUCAGAAAAGGGCAUUCCUGCACUCAAAAAACGAGCAGGGAAACUGAAGCUCAAGGGUAAAGGCCAUGAGUGGGGCGACGCAUCGCGCCUGAUGUCCUUCUACCAGGAAUGGCUAGACGACCUUUUCCCCAAGGCCAAGUUCCUAGAUGCCUUGGCAAUGGUGGAAAAGGCAGGGCAUAACAAGAUGAUGCAGAAGAUGAGAGUGGACUGGAUCAACGAAGGGAGGCCCAAGUCGAACGUCACGGCCGACGGCGGAGACGACGAUGAAACUGCAGGAGAGCAGCAGCAGGAAUUCGAGGCGGCAGCACCGCGACAAGCAGAUCGGAUCGCGCCUAUUUUUGAGAGGACUGCAAGCGGUGCUCGUCCGGGCACGCCACCGGUGGAGGACCCGUUUGAGGACGACAUCUACGGCGCAACUCCGAUGGGUGCAAAGAAGAAUAACAUGGCGGCGCAAGCAGGAGGUGAACCUGAUCAGGAUGAGCUUGAUGCGCUCAUGGCAGAGAUGGAGCAGGAGCCGAGUGUCCCAGCGCGACCGACUGGCGGGGCAGCCAAGAGCAUAUUCGGCGAUGGAAAGCCGAAGGCGGCAGAGAAACCAAAACCGACCGAGCCGGACGAUGACGAUCUUGAUGCCCUCAUGGCUGAAGCUGAGGCUGAACAGGGUCCCACGAGGCCGCCAGCGGCUGGUGCAUCCAGUUCGAAAGCACCUCCAGCGGAGUUCAAUGACGAAGAGGAAGCCAUGGCGGAGAUGGACGGGCUCUGGUGA